This is a messenger RNA of Petromyzon marinus (sea lamprey), 2324 nucleotides long. Lineage: Eukaryota; Metazoa; Chordata; Hyperoartia; Petromyzontiformes; Petromyzontidae. The record is from RefSeq and is a predicted model, not a curated record.
AUGAGUCAUUUUGUGGAGCAGGAUGGCCAGCGGGACAAGGUCGCCGCUCCGCUGAUGCUCAUGCUGAUGUGCACCAUCGCACAGGCCCCGCACGUCACGGACGAGGUCCUCACCAGGGCCUACCGGGUGUGCGUAGGAUUCAUCACGAGGCCGCGGCACGUGGCCGCCUUCACCAAGUCUGUGCUGCAGUUCAUCAGCACCGAACGCCGGGCUCCAGGUAUUUUCCACCAGAGGAUGAUCAUUUCGGAGCAAAACCUUCACAUAAGCAGCUUUCCGACUGUGGCCAAGACCAGGACCGUGGUUCUGCUGGUGCCGGGCUUAGUGUCGGAGAAUCUGGUGGGUCGACUGAUGGAGGAGGAGGAGAAAGGACAUUCCAUGGACGAGGCCAGCUUGAAGCAAGCGUGGCACUGCCAGAUCCUCAAGCACACCUUCCAGGCAGUACUGGGCCCCACUAUCAAUGCCAGGGAUCUACACAAACACCUGAGUAACCAAGAGAGGAAGGUUCGGGGUUGGCUGGAGCACGUGGCGGGGCUCAUGGAGAGCACGGCACGGAGAGGCGCCCGGGAGUCGCUCCAUGACCUCAAGUCUCAGCUGCUCGCUCUCUACCUGCAAGAGAUAAAACCUGCGAAGGCAGAUGGAAGUAGGCUUUGCGCGGCAGACUCGAUGGCGGAUUGUAAACUCCUCCUUGGCGCCGUGCCCAAGCCUGACAUCCAUUACAAGGCCUGGUGUGGAAAUAACUCACUCGAGAACAUGUUGGGCGACAUCAGCUCCUCGGACACAGACCCGUCCACUCCGUGGAAGCAGUCCGUGGUGCCGCCGAAGACACGGAUGGUCAAAAACCAAAAAUACUCGAUCCAGAGGAAAAAUGGAAUUCGCGACCGAUCUCGCAGUGCGAUCAACACGACCUGCGAGUCCGCCAGCUACCCCAACACUGGCACCAGGCUCGCAGAUUCUGAACGUUUUAGGAUCACAGCAGCUGGUCGGAACGGCCAAUCAGAGGACAGCGUCUCACUCCCAGCAUGCACUGUGCGCAUGGUGGUGAUUGGGGACGACAGGACAGUGGCACAGCUUGCGCGUGAAUACCAUGCCCUCAGAAAGAAGGAGGGGAGGCAAAUCAACUUGUGCAGUGCGGGACUCGAGCUGCGUUUGUUUUACAUCCCAGUGCAGUGCGAGCCAACGACCAAUCUCUCACCUUCUUCUCCAAGGAACAACGCCAAAAAGGACGCUGCAGCGCUGGCUGCUGAGUUUGGAGACCGCCUGCGAGUGGGUCAGUUCCUGGGCAAAUCGGACGCAUGGUACCGGCAAAAUAUCCAGCAGCUGGGACGCAUCAUGACCAACCUGCUGUCCAUUCCGAAGGGCUCCCCCGUGCAGACGUCGGGAAGAGACAUGCUGAUCACGGACAUCAUGUGCGACUACAUGCGGAUGGCUCACGUGGUCGCUCCGCUGCCCCUCUACUCCGCCAGGUUUGAAAUGGCUUCCGGAGAACAAGCAGAGGAGGUGUUUGUCACUCAACUUGAAAUCAGGGACUGCAAACGAUCGCCUGAUGCGACUGUGCCAAGAAAAGCAGCACUCCCCGAUGAGAAAGAAGCCUUGCUAUUCGAGAUCCAAUACACAAAGGUGCCAGUGUGCACGCCCAUGUCUGCGAUGCUCGUCAAGAUGUCAAAGUUUCUGACUGCGAUCAAGAUAGAGGCCAUCACUGCUGACGGCACAGAUGCCGGUGGCCUCACUGUGACGUUCAUGGAAACGAGCAAUGCGAAGGGCCGCCGUUCGAACGACAAGAUUCCGCAGACAAUAGCGCGUGUGAAUUCGAUCACAUUAUCUGCUCCGAGGGACGGAAGAUUCACAGCGUGCUUUGACGAAGGACCUACGUUUGAGAACAUCAAGAGAUGUAAGGUUAUCCCAUGUCCAAAGCCAUCAAGUGCCAAGGAAAUGCCGCACCACUUACUGAUGGGCAAUGCUCCAGCAAAUCAGCUCACUCUGCCCAUCAGAAUCUUCUGCCCAGCGCUGUAAAAAUCUGUGAAGCGAAAACAAUCAUCGAAAUGCUGAAGCAAUCUCAUCCUCAAGCUUAUUGCAUUCUGAUAUUUGAGAUGGUUUAACGUAAUAGAGUGUCACUGUGAUUCCACUAUCUGGCCGCUGUGUGGACGAGCACUAACAGGGGCCCUGAUAAGACCUUCAAAUCCAAAUUAGUGGCGAUGAAAGAAUACAGAUAUUGAUGUGAUGCAUGUACCAUAUUAUUAUAUUUUACCAGGCAAGGCCCAAUGAGCUGUAUAGCUCUUUUUCAGAAGCGACCUGGCCACAAACGAUAGCCCAACGAAGCGGCUUAU